AUGUCAUUACAAACAGAACUGACUUUCAUUCCAAAUGGACGAUUCUUAGCAGUUUUGUCGUUCAGCUCGGGAGAUUUAAGUUCCGAGUGUGACGAUGGCGAGCAAAGUGUUGAUUCCACAGCUACAGCACCAGCCGGAAAUCGACCUCCACCUUUACAAACUCAACCCGUUGGAACUGGUCCACCCAAUAUUCCACCACCAACUGCUGUGCCUGGAUCAGCAGGGCCAACAUCAACAGCACCGGAAUUAUCAUUGAGUUUUGGUAAAGGACCAAAACACACUUCAGCGCCAUCAAGCCCAGCAAAAUCGCGUGAAAGUUUGUUACAACGUGUUCAAAGUUUAACGGGAGCAGCUCGUGAUCAAGGUGCAAGCAUUAUCGGUGCUGCUGCAUCUACGGUUUCGCGUGUUCAAGCAUUCAAUAAAGAUCGUUGCUUUACAUUGCUUGUCGUUGACGAUCAGAAUACUGAUUGGUCGAAGUAUUUCCGUGGUAAGCGUUUACAUGGUGACUAUGAUAUUCGUGUCGAGCAAGCGGAAUUCAAUGAAAUUUCGGUUACGGCUAGUGGUGAUGGUGGACCUACUGUGUCGAUUGUGAGCUAUCGAAGUGGAUCGAAGGCAUCAAGAUCAUUUAGGCCAGAUUUUGUGUUGAUAAGACAACCACCGCGUGAUGGAGCAAAGGAUUAUCGUUCAACAUUGUUGGGCUUGAAAUAUGGCGGUGUACCGUCAAUUAACUCCCUAAACUCAAUCUACCAGUUCCAGGAUCGACCGAAUGUUUUUGCUGCGCUUUUGCAAUUACAACGUCGUUUAGGAAAGGAUCAAUUUCCGUUAAUCGAGCAGCACUUCUUCCCAAAUCCAACUGAAAUGCAAUAA
Messenger RNA from Chironomus riparius, 867 nucleotides. NCBI's taxonomy places the organism in Eukaryota, Metazoa, Arthropoda, Insecta, Diptera, Chironomidae. The record is from the annotation of a GenBank genome assembly.